UGAGUCGACAGAUGUAUCAGACACUGCACAGUUGGCAAUCAUGGUGAGAAUGGUAUUUAGCGACUUCAGUGUAAAAGAAGAGCUGCUGAAAGUAUUGCCUAUAAAAAGGCAAACAAAAGGUUGAGUCAGAGUCCUUGGUGUUGCAGUACACAAAGAGAACAGGCUGUGCUGACAUGCAGGGUGAAUUAUAUGAAAUAAAGUUUGCAACCCUGUUAUUUAUUAGGGGACUUAAUAGGUCAGAGAACUUUAGUCUUGCCUGUAACAUGCAUGAUGCCUGUGAUUUUGAUGAUGUUGUUUUCAAAUUUGGACAUCAGACGCUAUUCAUACAGCUGAAACAUAAGUCAAAUACUGAGAAGAAAAUAAAACAACAACAGCUUAUUUCGGAGAAGGGAAAUUUCAGCUUGGUGCGGUAUUUCAAGUCAUAUUGCGAAAUGAAAAAGAAGUUGGAAUAUAGUAAGGACCUUCAGUACUGUGGUACGUUUAAUGACUUUUCCUUUAUAGUGUAUACAAAUGCUGUAAUCUCCGAACGUUUAGGAAAUGAUGUUGACGAGACUGACUGGCACAAUAUUCUAAAGACAGGGGGAAGAUGUAUAUCUUUCAAUGAAGACAUUUCUCUGAUGAGGUGCAUCACAGAUUCAUCACAGUUGUCAGAUUUCAAGGAGUUCUUGUCUCGGCUGCUGUUCUUCACAGGCCAGGCAGCUCAGCAAGAACUUGAUGACCUGAUAAAUCAGGAACUGAAAUGUUUGUAUGGUACAAGUGUAGUAUAUAAUGAUUUUCUGGAACAGGUAAAGAAAUGGUGGCAGGAAAGAAAAUGUUUCCUCACAAAUGAAAAUCCUUUCUGGAAAAAAAUUUUUAAGGAUCGUAUUGACAACAUUUCAGAAAAGAUGCUUAAUGAAACUGAAGCUCUUUCUGUAAAAUUUAAAAAGGAUGAACACGCUUUAAUUCGAACUUACCGAAUAUUCAACCAGUUGCUGCAUGUAAUCCCUGAAGAUGGCAGUGAAUGUGUCAUACUCAGCUGUCUCAAGGUUCACCACAGCUUAUCAAAUGAGUCUCACCUCUUUGUAGAUGGCACAACCCUGCAAUCCCGUUGGGAAGAAGUUGUCGCUAUAUGGAGCAGAUUCUGUGACAUUCUUGUUGUAGUGGAGACUGGCGCUGUGGAUAUGGACACACUGGUUGGUAUUCUCCUCAAGAAUCCGAGCAAGAGGCUGGUUUUUGUAGCUGGAACUGUUGCCUGGAAUAAGCCGCAGCCAAGGUUUACAACAUUUCGUGAUCACGUAGCAAUAAGGCAGCUGGAUGAGGAAUCACAGGCUCAAAUAUUAGAUGCUUUGGUGCGUUUCCAGGGUUAUGAUGUAUCUCUUGGAGCAGUAACUGACGGCAACCAUGAGUUCGUGCCUGCUGAUAUCAUCGUACAGCUUUCGACACACAAGCUGGUAUUGGGAGAUGUUCUGACCGGUGAUUUAGAGUACUACAUACCUCGAACUUUACAACACACAGUCCAGGUUGUUAAGGAUCAAAUUCUGUUUCACAGAGCGACAGACUCAUCUGUGACGUUGGCUGUGAGUGGCUUGUCUUACCCUGAGCUGCAGCAGCUGAUGUCGACUGAUACAGAGAUGUCAGACCAGCGUGCUUUAGGGAAUGAUAAAUGUAAAAUAGAAGUUAUCAGUACAGAAGAUGAAUUUCUGAAGCUCACAGAGUCAUGUGAGACUGUUCAUUGGCUCCAUAGAGACGGGAAUGUAUUCAUAUGUAGACAAUCCUGGGGCAACAUGAGCUUAGUAUCAAAAUAUUUAAGUAAAUUUGAGAAUGUUGAAUCAGUAAUGGAUGUUCCUUAUAGUGUGACACUAGUGUCAGCUGAGCCAGGGAUGGGCAAGUCGACGCUCCUCACCCAUUUAGCACUAGGCACUAAAGAAGCUGAUCCUGCCACGUGGGUGAUCAGGGUGAACCUUACUGACUUCACCCAACAGCUGGUCAAAUUGAAAGAGACUUUACAGCCAUGUGAUGUGAUAGAAUUCCUACUCCAAGCUUCGAAAAUCAUAGAAAAAUGGAGACCUUUAUUUAAAUGGAAGUUGACAACACUGAAGAAUGUGUGUGUGUUGUUCGAUGGAUAUGAUGAGGUAAGUCCUACCCAUGCAAACAAAGUUGCUCUGAUGUUGAAGUUUCUUCAGGCAAACAGACUGCAGAAACUCUGGGUUACCACAAGGCCAGUGAUGAAGGAGAAACUAGAACGUGAACUGUCCACACGGUCUGUCACAUUGCAGCCAUUUUUGAUGUCUGACCAACGAAAUUUUCUGGAAAAAUUCUGGAAAAGGAGUAUGCCUGAUGUUGAGGAACAUAUUUUGAAUAACUUCAUAAAGAAGCUGCUUCAGUUGACUACAAAGAACUUCAGUGACAGAGACAGGCACUUCAUGGGAAUUCCCUUGCAGUCCAUGUUGCUGGCUGAGACAUUUGAGAAGAACUUGAGAACUUCUAGUGGUCUCCCACAAAAGUUUAACUUGUACCAGCUGUACAGUAAAUUUUUGGAGCGGAAACUUAAGAUUUUCUUUGACAAGAACGAUAUGGAUGUGACAAAACCUGUAGUGGGUGACUUUUACAACAAGCAUAAACAAGAGAUGAAAGAGAAUCAUAUGAUCUCUGCUCUCUUUAUGCUCUUGCCUCUUUCUGACAUAGAGAUGUUUCCUCAAUCAGAAAUCAUGACAAACAGUUUUAAGUCAUUUAUAGAUUCAGUACAAAAGGGCAAUGAGCAAACUGGAAUUAUCAAACAAAUUUUUGAAGGGAAACCCAUGUUCAUACAUAGGACUUUUGGUGAAUAUUUUUGUGCUCUUUGGUUUGCUGAGAAUUUUAAAAUUGUGCAAAGUUACGUGAAUAUAAAAAUAUUUGAUCCAAAUUUCCAAGUUGUCUGGAAUUUCUUCAACCAGAUUCUGGCUCAGAAGUUUCCCUUGCAUCUUGCUGUUCUGAGUGAGGAAAAGGUUUUGGUGGAUACUUUAUUGUCAGAAGAGAAUUUGGACGUGAACUCGCAGGAUGACGGUGGACGGACAGCCUUACAUCUUGCUGUGAUGAGUCUCAUUGAUGAUGAUAAUCGCAGAGUUGCGGACCAGAUCCAGAUCAUAACAGCUCUGCUGAGACAUGGAGCUGAUCCCAGUAUCAAGGAUAAGGUGUUGUGCUGGCCGCCACUCCGUAUAGCAGAGAGGAUCAGGGAGUGGUUGGUUGUUGACCUGUUAUUGAAACAAAUAGCUGACACGGAAGACCUAGUUCUUACUGCAGAGAGCAUUAAUAAUGAUGAUGAGAAAUAUAUACAGAAUGUAUUGAUAUUUGCAGCCAGACACGGCCUUGUGCACCUUGUAUCAUUCAUGUUGAAGCAUGGCAUAGAUGUCGGACAUGCCAUUAAUGUUCUAUAUGAAGACUCGGACUGUGCAGCUACCAUGUUACAUGAAGCUGCACAACAUGAUCAGGUGGAGUUGGUACAGUUCCUCCUUGACCGUAAUGCCAACACUGAAACACGUGACAGUCGAUAUGAGAGAAGUGCACUGAUGUGGGCGGCCAAGCAAGGUAAUUUUCGAGUUGUUGAUGUGUUAACAAAGAAAAACGCUGAUGUUAAUAUGUGUGACAUGCGUGGUUAUACUGCGUUACUCAUAGCAACUAAGAACAAACGUUGGGAUGUAGCUAAACUUCUGUUAGAGCGUGACGCAGAUGUCAGGGCUUGUGACUGGUCUGGGAGUAAUGUAUUGCACUUUGCUGCUGAUUCUGGUCAAACAGAAUUUGUGGCCUACUUACUGGAUAAGGGACAGAUUGAUAUUGAGUGUCAUAACAAGUACCAGCAGACUCCACUGUGGCUUGCUGCUCAGUCUGGUCGGUUACAAGUCUCACAAUUGUUGUUAGAUCGGAAUGCAAACUUGCACGUGCAGGAUUUGGCCGGAUGCACUCCCCUACAUGUAGCAGCUGCUAAUGGUCAUGAGCAUAUUGUGCAGUUGCUUCUGCAACAUGGUGCUAAUCCCAGUGCAGAUGAUGUGCACCACUAGAUGUAGCUUGUCUUUUGACAUCAGAAGUGGCUAAUCUCUUGGAAAAUAUGACCCAGUAAUCUUAACUAGUGUUAUACGAGGCGCGUCCUCAAAGUAAGUUUCCCACUCGUCCCACAGCUAGCAAACCUUAUAUUGCGCGAAGCGACUGUGCGUACGUGAUAGAGCA
Zootermopsis nevadensis is the source of this 4179-nucleotide messenger RNA. RefSeq lists its product as uncharacterized. NCBI's taxonomy places the organism in Eukaryota, Metazoa, Arthropoda, Insecta, Blattodea, Termopsidae. The record is from RefSeq and is a predicted model, not a curated record. Gene Ontology annotation, molecular function: protein binding.